GCCCACAGGAAGAUUCGCUAAGUACGUCAGUCGUUUGCGGACCAUCAAAAGGUGGUUAAUGAGCCCACGAAAAGGGCAAGAUGCCCCAAGACCUGACUCGUUCCUCGAGAAGUUCACGUACACCGACACGGCCGAAGGCACCGUAGAGGGGAUCCUUCUUGGAGCGACAAAUUCAGACGACCACGCACCAUCAUCAAAUUCACGUGCAUGUGGCGGCCUUCUAGACAGUGACUGGAUUGUAGAUCCGUCGGGCAAUCGCUAUUAUUUCUGGCUCUUCAUCGUAUCUCUUGCGGUCCUUUACAAUACACUCUUCAUUAUCGGCCGAUCGGUCUUCUGGGAGCUCCAAAAUGCGUCGCCUCCCCUAUGGUGCGCUCUAGACUACAUCUGCGACUCAAUUUAUGUACUUGAUAUGGUACUUCGCGCGAGAACGGGUUACUUAGAACAAGGCCUGUUGGUCAAAGAUACUAACAAGCUCUUGUUGCGCUACAUGAAAUCGCCCGCGUGUCGUCUAGACAUAGCCUCCCUUCUGCCAACUGACUUCUUUUACGUAUACACCGGUAUCCGCUGUGACGCGUCGUCGCUUCCGUGCAUCGUGAUCGUCCGUCUCAACCGAUUAUUGCGUAUACCUCGCGCACUGGAAUUCUCUGAACGAACGGAGACGCGCACAAACUACCCUUACGCAUUUCGCAUUGGCAAAUUAAUCUUCCUGAUUCUUGUAAUCAUCCAUUGGAACGCAUGUAUCUACUUCGCAGUGAGUUUUUUCAUUGGUUUUGGUAGCGAUAACUGGGUGUACCGAAAUAUAUCGGAGCCGCGUUACGCUUCGCUACAGCAUCAGUACAUCUAUUCAUUCUACUGGUCAACAUUAACUCUAACAACGAUCGGAGAAGUGCCCGUUCCGGAGCGUGACAGCGAGUACGUGUUUGUUGUAAUCGAUUUCCUAGUGGGUGUUUUGAUUUUUGCUACGAUCGUUGGCAAUGUCGGCUCGAUGAUCACAAACAUUAAUGCGGCCAGGGCUGAGUUCCAACAGAAAAUGGACUCCAUCAAACAGUACAUGGAAUUUCGUAAGGUGUCAAAGGAAUUAGAAAAUCGGGUGAUCAAAUGGUUCGAUUAUCUCUGGACCAAUAAACAAUCGUUGGAUGAGGAUCGCAUCACUAGCGUUCUUCCAGAUAAACUAAAAGCAGAAAUUGCCAUUCAUGUUCAUCUCGACACCUUAAAACGUGUGAAACUAUUUCAGGACUGUGAACCUGGCUUACUGGUGCAGUUAGUGCUUAAACUUCGACUUCAGGUGUUUAGCCCAGGCGACUACAUCUGCCGCAAAGGCGAUGUCGGUAAAGAGAUGUACAUUGUGAAGCGAGGCAAGCUUUGCGUAGUUGGCGACGAUGGCAAAACGGUGUUCGCGACAUUGCAAGAUGGGAGCGUAUUUGGGGAACUUUCGAUUCUCAACAUCCAAGGAAAUAAGACUGGAAAUCGGCGUACCGCCAAUGUACGAAGUCAGGGCUACUCCGAUCUGUUCGUACUAUCAAAGGAAGAUUUGUGGAGCGUCCUCGAAGAAUAUCCGGAAGCGAAGGAAAUGUUAAUUCGAAAGGGAACUGAAAUUCUCCGGAGAGACGGAUUGCUAGAUGAGGACGCUAUUAAACAGCAAAACCAACAGCCUUUGUCAACGCGGGACCUGACAGAAAACUGUUUCAACCUCGAACGGCAAAUGGACGCUAUUAAAUCACAGAUGACAACGCUUUCCCUAGAAAUGGAUAGGGCUCAUAGAGAAAUUCGCGAAAGCAUACUCAGCCUUAACCGAAAAAUAGAUGAAGGAGGAAUACCGGUUGACAUGUAACAAUAAAAAAAAUAACCUUCAUAAACAGAUCGACAUAUCGGUGUAGACGAGAGGCACACCAGUAACAUCGCGACCUGGCGACGAUAGCAUAAAAGCAAAUUAUAAAUAGAUAGAUAUAAUUAUUUGAAUACCGUAAAGCCUAAGGAUAAUGACUUCAAUGACCCUGUUAUAGAAGGAGAUAUCACUAUCUAUAAUAGAUAUUAUAAUAAAAUAAUAAGGUUAAUAUUAAAGAUCUGUACAUGUGACACACAUUAUAAACUCGAGGAGAUAAAGCAAAUAUAAAAUGCCUUUUAAUGAUAUAUCAAUAAAAUGAUGUCAAUAUAUUACACACUAUUCAACAGUGAACUAGAAAUAAUUGAGCAUGACUCGUAAUAGUAAAACAGUCUUGUUUUGCGGAAGCUUACGAUGCUUUAUCAAAACUUACCCCUAAGGUGUAUUUGGUCAAACAAUGCAUAUGCACCGUAUGGAAGAUGUAAACUAAAUUUAUAAUUCUAAAUCAAGGAACAAAUAUAAUAGUAAAUUGGCCUACGGACAAGCGUCUAGAGUCAGGCGAAAACCGAAACCUCUCAUGUAAUACUCUUAAUUAUUUCAUGAGUAACUGUUUCCUAGUAAAUGUUUCAAGAUGCAAAUUAUAAUAUAAAAAAAAAUUUUCAUAUAGUGCUUGAGACGUUAACCUGAUUAUCAUAUACGUAAACAACAGGAUACAUUACGCGAGUAGGCGCGUUAGCUAGUAUGGACCACCGAACACAUAUUGAUUCAUAGAACAUGUCUCAAGGUAAAAAGGGCACUUAAUUACGGAAUAUUUCAUACACGCGAAUUAUGAAUUAUGUAAAUAUAUCCGACGAAAAACAUCGUUAAUCAUAAUAUAUUAUUUAUUGCUGCAGAAUUAAUCGACGAAGAAACAUAUGGGGCACUGAGUAAUAGAAGUUCAACAAAAGACACGUUAUGUGCUU
Messenger RNA from Varroa destructor (honeybee mite), 2784 nucleotides. RefSeq names its product cyclic nucleotide-gated channel alpha-3-like. The record is from RefSeq and is a predicted model, not a curated record. Gene Ontology annotation, biological process: monoatomic cation transmembrane transport. NCBI's taxonomy places the organism in Eukaryota, Metazoa, Arthropoda, Arachnida, Mesostigmata, Varroidae. Gene Ontology annotation, cellular component: plasma membrane; intracellular cyclic nucleotide activated cation channel complex. Gene Ontology annotation, molecular function: protein-containing complex binding; intracellularly cGMP-activated cation channel activity; cGMP binding.